AUGGAAACUCAUAAUGUUCAACUCCAAGAAGAAACCCGAAACAAUCAGAAAAACACCACAACAUCCAUAAAAAAUCUUGAAGUCCAGAUGGGUCAAAUAGCACAACAAUUAGCCUCGAGUUCUCAAGCACAAGGUGCUUUACCUAGUGCAACUGUGACAAAUCCUAGAGAGCAUAAUAAUGUAAGCACUGUGACAACAAGAAGUGGUAAAUCUGAUGAAGUAGUUGAGGAGAUAAAUGAAGAGGAAGAUCAGUUGAUCGAAGUGGAUCGUGAGAUCAAAGAAAAUGAAGCUGUAAGGGAAGAAUUAGUGGUCCCGAAACCAAUAGUGAAAGAAACAGUCACUAAGCCUAAGUCGGUUGUUAAGCUUCCGUUUCUCACCAGAAACAAGAAAAAGGGGCAACAUGAGAAAAACUUUGAAAAGUUCCUAGAGUUGUUCAAGAAGCUAGAGAUUAACAUUCCGUUGUUGGAAGAACUUGAACACAUGCCUACUUAUACCAAGUUCAUGAAGGAUAUAAUUUCUAAGAGGCGUGCCAUUGACACCAACCCGAUUAUUCUAACAGGAACUUGUAGUGCUAUUUUGCAGGGGGUUGUGCAAGAUACCAGGAUGACACUCCAAUUUGCCGAUCAUUCGGUCAAGAAACCAUAUGGUAUUGUUGAAGAUGUGCUGGUUAAAAUUGACAAGUUUGUAUUCCCGGUGGAUUUCGUAAUUCUAGAAACGCCUGAAGAUGAAGAGAUCCCUCUCAUUCUUGGGAGACCUUUUUUAGAGACGGGAAGGUGCUUGAUCAACAUAGAAGAAUGGACUAUGACAUUGAAGAUUUAUGAUGAGGAAUUAAAGAUUGAUGUUCGAAACACCAUGAAGUACAAAGAUGAUAUUUGUACCAGUCAUACUAUAGAGGUUUUGGAUCAAGUGAUGACGUAUGAUAGUCCUUUGAAUGCACCACGAUUACCUUUGGAAAGAGUGUUGAGUUUGUCCAUUUUCGACAGUGAUAAAGAAGUGGACAACGGGGAAUCCGAAGUGCUGGCCUUGAUGGAUGCACAACCCCCAUGGAAAGGAUCUCGACCACAUCAGUGGGAAUAUUUACGACUACCUCAAACUAGUGAGGAGGAUAAAGAGCCCAAGAAGGGAACGGAGUUGAAACAGCUUCCUGAGAAUCUCAAAUAUGUCUUUCUCGAUUCUGAAGUAAAAUUUCCUGCUAUCAUAAAUUCGAGCCUAAAGAAUAUCCAAGAAGAGAAGCUCAUCCAAGUCCUAAAAAAAUACAAAAAUGCUAUUGGAUAG
Lathyrus oleraceus (garden pea) is the source of this 1275-nucleotide messenger RNA. RefSeq lists its product as uncharacterized. Lineage: Eukaryota; Viridiplantae; Streptophyta; Magnoliopsida; Fabales; Fabaceae. The transcript has 2 exons. The record is from RefSeq and is a predicted model, not a curated record. The coding region runs from base 1 to 1275 and encodes 424 amino acids.